CAACCCACAAAUUUCUAGAGAGAGAAUUCCGACAACAUAAUCAAACAUGACUAACGGAACUCCGACCGCCGUCCACCUCAUUCUUCUCACAAUACUAUUAGCAGUUUUGAAAGUUCACGGCGGCCGGAAUUCUAUUCCGGCCGACCACCAUAACCGCCGUUAUCUUAACCACAUUCAAAAACUUGAAUCUUUCAAAGCCUCAUUAGCCCUCAACCAAAACUCCACGUCACCUCCGCCUUCCACGUCACCUCCGCCAGCCACGUCACCUUCUUCGGGUCCUCGGGUAUAUCGUGUGACAACAUACGGGGCAGACCCGACAGGAAAAACCGAUAGCAUAAAAUCGCUGAUCGCAGCGAUCAGCGAUGCGUUUCAAGUUCUAAAUGAUGAUAUCUUGAUUGAAGGAAUCGCUAAUCUCGGAGGAGCACAAAUUAAUUUGGAAGGUGGAAUUUAUUUAAUCAGCAGCCCUCUCCGAUUACCCAAAACCGGCAAGGGAAAUUUUGUGAUAUAUGGAGGGACAAUAAAAGCUUCAAAAAACUUCUCAAAUGAUGGGUAUUUACUAGAGAUGACGUCAGAUGCUUCAAAUUCCAAUUACAAUUAUGAAUAUGUUACAUUAAGAGAUAUCAUGUUUGAUUCAAAUUUCAAUGGUGGGGGUAUUAAGGUCAUUAACUGUCUUAGGGUAUCCAUUGAUAAUUGUUACUUUGCCCAUUUUACAACUAAUGGUAUCUUGGUCCAAGGUGGGCACGAGACAAAUAUUCGUAAUUCGUUCCUCGGGCAACGAAUUACGGCCGGAGGGGACCCCUCGGAAAGGUCUUUCUCUGGGACGGCUAUUAAUUUGGCGGGGAAUGAUAAUUCGAUUAUGAAUGUAGUCAUUUUCUCGGCUUCUAUUGGGAUUGUUGUGUCGGGGCAAGCUAAUUUGAUCUCGGGGGUGCAUUGUUAUAAUAAGGCAACCGGAUUUGGAGGCACGGGGAUUUACAUUGGGUUACCGGGGUUGACUCAAACUCGGAUUGUGAACUCUUAUUUGGAUUAUACGGGGAUUGUCGCGGAAGAUCCGGUACAACUACAUGUCUCGAAUUGUUUCUUCCUUGGGGAUGCGUAUGUUCUUUUUAAGUCGAUAAAAGGCAAGAUUAAUGGAGUGAAUAUUGUGGACAAUAUGUUUAGUGGUGGUAAUAAGGGAAUUGAGAUUGUUCAAUUGGAUGAGAAGAAUGGAAAAUUUAAUGAUAUUGAUCAAGUAAUAGUUGAUAGGAACAAUGUGAAUGGAAUGAAACUUAAGGCGACGGUUGCAAAAGGGUUAGUAGAGGGAAAUGGUAGUUUGUGGAGUUUGGAUUUCAAUCCAAUUUUAUUGUUUCCUAAUCUAAUUAAGUCUGUUCAGUACACGUUGAUAUCGACACAAUUGGGAUCUUUUCCGAAUCAUGCGCUACGCAAUGUAUCGGAUAACCGAAUAGUGAUAGAGGCGAAUCAAGCGUUGCCUGCGAGUGUUUAUGUUUCAGUCGAUCAAGGAGCUUCAAGCAUCUAGACUCAAGUGUUUUUUAUUUUGUUUAAAUAUCCUAGAAUUUGGAGAAACAAAAAAGUGU
Impatiens glandulifera is the source of this 1571-nucleotide messenger RNA. Its product is annotated as polygalacturonase QRT3-like. Lineage: Eukaryota; Viridiplantae; Streptophyta; Magnoliopsida; Ericales; Balsaminaceae. Gene Ontology annotation, molecular function: polygalacturonase activity. The transcript has 2 exons. The record is from RefSeq and is a predicted model, not a curated record. Bases 47 to 1513 code for a protein of 488 amino acids.